AUGGGAGCGGAAGACGCUCAGAUGGCCGCCGAAGGCGAGCUUUGCAGGAGGGAGGUGGAACGGCUCGAGAUAUCCGGAAGACUGGCCUCGCUGGCCACUACUGCGGAGCAUCGAACGCGAGGGUGCGUCGUGCUCAGGCGUCUGCCGCCUACCCACCCGCAGCACGAGCGGUGUUUGCGCGCAGCGACGGAGAACGUGAGGCCGGGUUUCUUUUCGAGCGAGUCACGGUACGGAGCAGUACGCGUGCUGGACAUCUACAAGAUGGAGAACAGGUUCUUGUUGGAUAGGUUCCAACGUGCCGCCGAAGCGAGGGAACCGUGCAAGGUCAAAGGACUUUUCUGUCACGUUCCCGAUGCAAGUCUGGAGCACGUCGUCUUGUAUGGAAUGGGCGGCACUGGCGCGCUGAUGGAUGAGUGCGGCGGUUACAGCUCUGGUUCUGCUUCAAAAACAGACGGCAAGGCGGGUCUUUUGCCUACGUAUGACUGGGAUCUAGAUCCGAUUGAUUCCUUUCUUGGCGCUCCGACGGUCGGAGUGUCUGGCGGAAGAGAAACUUCCGGCGGGAACAAUGGCAAACGGCCUUUGGAGUUUCCGAGAGCCUUCUCCCGCCACAGCACGCUCGAAGAAGAACGCCAGUAUGCCAACAGGAGCAGCUGUGGGUGCGACGAUGAAGACCGUGGGAUGCGGCAACACCACGCGUCCUGGUCUCUGCCGUCUUCGGGCUGUCAUCCGCUACAGCGGCAAAGACGGCACCGCGUUCCUGGCGAUGGGUCGCACGAAGACGGGCAAGAGAGGGGUGCUGUUUCCGGUCUUCGUUUCCUCGCCCUCUGCCGCGUGAUGAUUGGAAGCACGCACGUGGCGGCAACCACUAGCCCUGCCACGUGGGGCCAAGGCAAGGGAAAUGGCGGCACCCCGCCCCAUGACCCCAAGUCUUUGUCCCCGCGACAUAGAACGGACUCAAUCGCCCUGCAAAAACGGCAGCGGGCGUCGUCUCCUCGCUCUGCUGGGCGUCCUGCUGAUGAGUUCUCUCUCCCGACCCCUCCGCCGGGGCAAGCGGAGUUUGACUCGGUUUACUUCCCCCGAGAGGAGGAGUAUCGAAUACUGAACGAGGCGUUCGUAUUGCCCGAGUUUCUUGUCGUCCACCGGUUUGUUGCCGCUGAGCCGCCGUCGGGGCCGACCGUGAAUACUGAGGGUCAUGACCGUCAUUCCCCUCGCACCAACGCAAGCUGCGGUGUUGGUAAUGAUGAUGUUGCUGUUGCCGUCAUGACCGGGGGACGCGAACAGGAUCAACCAACGGCUGGUGUCCACCCCGUGCAUGGAAAGAAGGGGGCGGAAAAGGUUUCCGUGGCCGGAGGAAGGUGCAAGAGAGAAUAUCAAGAGCAGGGCCGGUGUCGUUUCCCCUCAAAUUGUGCCAAGGGUGUUGCGACACCAUCGUCAAUGCCGCCGAGACUGCAAGACGCUGCAUCUGUAGUGGAAGGAAUAGAGGCUGCAAUGGAAGGCCUGGCCUUGCCCCAACGAAACAACUUCCGUCCGUACACUGUCACUGGCAAUGAUGGUGUUGGUGGAGGUCCGACAGCCCGGGAAGCAGUGGCGCCUCCAUGUAUUUCUCCUUGCAGCAAUGGCUGUAGGGGUGAUGCUUCUACCUUAACUACGAGCCGUGAUGGCACCGUGGUUGGGGGACGGGCGGGAUCGUUGUCGACAACGCCAAACGUUGACCGUGGUGACGUGGGCACAACGAAAGGCAGCAGGCGGGAGAACGAACGAGCUAGACGAGACUCAAUCGUGUGCAGCGUCGAGCAAGAAUUCGAGCGCUAUUGGCAGGAGAUGAAUCGGCUACGGGAGCUACAGAAGAGCGAGGUUGUGAAGGGAGCGUUGUCAAGGGGAAAGUUGAGACAGCCACCAUAG
Molecule: messenger RNA, 1902 nt
Organism: Ectocarpus siliculosus
Lineage: Eukaryota; Phaeophyceae; Ectocarpales; Ectocarpaceae
Source: the annotation of a GenBank genome assembly